This is a messenger RNA of Manihot esculenta (cassava), 2163 nucleotides long. RefSeq lists its product as uncharacterized. The record is from RefSeq and is a predicted model, not a curated record. The coding region runs from base 364 to 1656 and encodes 430 amino acids. The transcript has 3 exons. NCBI's taxonomy places the organism in Eukaryota, Viridiplantae, Streptophyta, Magnoliopsida, Malpighiales, Euphorbiaceae.
AUAAACUUUGUCAGGCGAGAAGUGUUCUACACUUGCAACCGUUUUGAAGCAAAAUUCGCCGUUUCAUUUUCCGUCGGAGAGGGAAAAAAGAUCAUCAGCCACCAGGUCCCGGAGUAGUCCUAAAGAAAAAAGCUACUAUAAAACCAAGUAUUCAAGUAAACAAAACCUUAAUCCUCACUAUAAGCUUACAGUUUUCGUGUCUCGCUGCGACAUAAUCAUCAGUAUUCGUUUAUCAUUACCAUUUUUUAAUCGCCACUCCUUCCUUUCUUCUUCUCUCAUCUAUUGAGCUUCGCUGAACUUAGCUCUGGUCUGAGUUCUCUCUGUUAGCACUGGCAAUUCAGGGAUAAUUGGCAGAGUGGUACAAUGGAGAGGAAGCAAGGUUUCUUUUCGGCGUUAAAAGAGGAGGUUAUUAGGGGCUUAUCGCCGGGGAGGUCAAGAGCCAACAGUCCGUCGGCGAGUGCGUCUCCAGUGUCGAGUUUGUUAUGGAGAAGAAAGGGACGUAGAAACCUCCAGAAGCAGCCGGAGCCGUUAAUUAUAGCAAGAUCGGGGAGCUUAAGGUCGAUGGAGGCUUUAUCGCCGUUGAGGGAGGGGCCGGAUCAAGAUGAUGGUGAAGAUUCGAGGAUGGAAGGGAGCUGGGGUCACUGGAUGAAGGGACAGCUGUCGAGAACACCGUCCGUUUCGUCGUCUAAUAUGUUUAAGCGUUCUGAUCUGAGGCUGCUGCUGGGUGUACUCGGCGCGCCGCUUGCUCCUGUGCACGUUAGCUGUGCUGAAACUUCUCCUCACCUUAGCAUAAAAGAUAAUCCAAUUGAAGCCACAUCUGCUCAGUACAUAUUGCAGCAGUACACAGCAGCUUCAGGAGGGCAAGCAGUUCAAAAUUCAAUCCUCAAUGCGUAUGCCAUGGGAAAGGUGAGGAUGAUGGCUUCUGAGUUUGAAACAGCAAACAAGGUCAAAAAGAAUCAGAAUUCGUUAAAAACUGCCGAGUCUGGUGGGUUUGUCCUCUGGAAAAUGAAUCCAGACAUGUGGUAUGUUGAGCUUGCUCUUGGUGGCAGCAAGAUUCAUGCUGGCUGCAAUGGGAAGCUUGUAUGGAGGCACACACCCUGGCUUGGAGCACAUGCUGCAAAAGGUCCCGUUAGACCACUGCGUCGUGCACUUCAGGGUCUUGACCCAAAAACAACUGCAAGUAUGUUUAGGAAUGCAAGAUGCAUUGGAGAGAAGGAGAUUAAUGGAGAUGACUGCUUUAUUCUCAAGAUAUGUGCAGAUUCUGCAACGCUGAAGGCUAGGAGUGAAGGACCAGCAGAGAUCAUAAGACACGUAUUGUUUGGCUACUUCAGCCAGAAAACUGGACUCCUUGUUCACAUAGAGGACUCCCAUUUGACACGCAUUCAAAAUAAUGAAGGUGAUGCUGUGUACUGGGAGACUACAAUCAAUUCUUUCCUUGAUGAUUACAGGCCAGUGGAUGGUGUUAUGAUUGCUCAUUCAGGACGUUCUGUAGUAACCCUUUUCCGAUUUGGAGAUACAGCAAUGAGCCACACCAGGACUAGAAUGGAAGAAGAAUGGGAAAUUGAGGAAGUAGCAUUCAAUGUCCCAGGCCUGUCAAUGGAUUGUUUUAUUCCUCCUGCUGAAUUAAGAUUUGCUUCUAUUAGUGAAACCUGUUAGCUUCCUCAGAGUCAGGAGGGCAAAACCUGCAACGCCUGCUGCAGUAAAUCAUGCCAAAGUUACUGCAAUGGAUGGAUCUCGUAAUAACAUUGCUUAACAAUACCAUGCGGAAAACAGAUGUUUACAAAACCGAAACAGCUUGUGGCACAAUGGUGCGUGGCAAGGGUAUAUAUCUAGUUUACUGGACUAACGAACUAGGAGGCGAUUGGCAGUUCGAUCUAUGAGUUAUCAAUUUAUCAUUCAGGACAGUGAUAAGAAUUGUUAAAGUUUGAAUCAAUGUGUCUUUGAAUUUAUAAAUAGAGCAGUCAUUUGACAUAUUUUCUCAGGUUACUGAUUGUAUACUUAGUAUUCUGGCAAGGAAGAUUGCCAAUAUGGACAGAGAGCUGACAGAGGUUUGUUUCUCCAUUUACAUUGUUGCAUAGAUGUCUUCGUUAGUGAUAUGUAAAGUUUUUUUUUUUUUUUUGUUGUAUGGUUUUAUCAUCAAUGAAGCAAUUUAAUUGUAGCAAA